Mytilinidion resinicola is the source of this 1293-nucleotide messenger RNA. RefSeq lists its product as uncharacterized. Lineage: Eukaryota; Fungi; Ascomycota; Dothideomycetes; Mytilinidiales; Mytilinidiaceae. The record is from RefSeq and is a predicted model, not a curated record. The transcript has a single exon. Bases 242 to 1165 code for a protein of 307 amino acids.
AUCAAAGAUCUUCCACGUAAUAUCCGGCGAAUCUUCCGUUCACUUCGAACUUGCUAUCAUUGCCUUCCGCCUUCUAGCUCAGCUUCCGGUCCUCAGUAUCAACUAUGGCCGUUCUCUGAGCAACCAUAUCAAGCAGUUCAUCCCUAUUUCGAAAUGCAGACCAAGACUCCUAGAAGCAGUCUCACCUAGGCAAGGCCAUCGCCCACAGCCACUCAACUCGAGAAUCCUCGACACAUGGGACAUGGACGCGACAGAUGCUAGAGACCGUAUAUUCGGACUUCUAGGAAUGGCGAGUGACGUGGAGGAACUUGGUAUACGAGCGGACUAUACAAAGCCUUGCUCUGACAUAUACACGACCGUCGCCGCGGCCUUUCUAGAGCGCCAGAAGAACAUACAGAUUCUAUCGAGAUGCCGCUUCCCCAAGAAACAGCUCAACUUGCCGACGUGGGUCCCGGACUGGUCCGAUUUUCCUCUGUCGUAUCUCUGGAAUGCAUAUUUCAGUCUCUUCUCUGCCGGGAAAUGCGCCCGUAAGCAAACGCUCCGCGUGUCAGGCAACUCGCUCAUUAUUCUCGGGGCCAGUGUCGACGUCGUGGGUAUAGUGGGUUGGUCAUGGGACUCAGCGAUCGUAAAAGAAGCGAACGACACAACUAUCACAGCACAAAAGGGCCUAGGCGAAAUCACUACCCUCGUUAGCACAAACUGCGCCGCGUAUCCAACGGCCGAAGCCAGAGAAGAUGCCGUCUGGCGGACAUCCAUCUUGGAUCAGGAUAUCGCAAUGCUCGGUAAGGCAGAUAGAUGGAGUCGGCGAGCUACGCCACUUAUGCAUAGCGGAUUCAAAGCAUUCUAUGGAUCUGGGCUAUGGCCCAACGCUGAGCAACACCACGCAGUAGCUACUUUCGUCGGGGCUAUGGUAGCCGCCAAUGAGGACCGCCGGUAUUUUACGACGAGGGGAGGCUAUCUCGGUAUUGGUCCUGUGGGCAUUCGUAGCGGCGAUCUAGUUUGUAUCAUCCUUGAUGCCGAUGUGCCGUUUGUACUCCGAAAAAGUGCAGCCAAUGGUGCCGGAAAUGCUCAAUUCGAGCUCGUCGGAGAAUGCUACGUUCACGGAAUCAUGGAUGGGGAGUUCCUGAGGAGUAAUCCUGAGAUUCUAGAAUUUACUUUAGUGUAGUCUCCCUUGUUGAGGGAUCCAAACUUGAAUGAUUUGAAGCAGAGUAUACUGGAAGAUGGACGUAGGGAUUUUGAGGGAAACGAGAAGUCUUUGCGAGUGCUGGGUAGGGAUGAAUGGACAUAGUGAAU